Leucoraja erinaceus (little skate) is the source of this 1008-nucleotide messenger RNA. Its product is annotated as troponin T, fast skeletal muscle isoforms-like. Gene Ontology annotation, biological process: sarcomere organization; regulation of muscle contraction; muscle contraction. Gene Ontology annotation, molecular function: troponin C binding; troponin I binding; tropomyosin binding. The transcript is spliced from 10 exons. The record is from RefSeq and is a predicted model, not a curated record. Lineage: Eukaryota; Metazoa; Chordata; Chondrichthyes; Rajiformes; Rajidae. The coding region runs from base 16 to 756 and encodes 246 amino acids. Gene Ontology annotation, cellular component: troponin complex.
ACGCUCAGUAUUAACAUGUACUUUGCUUCUUUGUAUUCGUCGCUCUUUGCAUGUACCUGGCCUCACCCAGAAGUCCAUCAGGAAGAAGAGGAGGAAAAGCCAAAACCCAAACCAACUGCUCCCAAAAUCCCAGAUGGAGAGAAAGUUGACUUUGAUGACAUCCAUAAAAAGAGACAGAACAAAGAUCUGAGUGAGCUGCAAGGCCUGAUUGAUCUUCACUUUGAGAAUAGGAAGAAGGAGGAAGAGGAACUGACUGCACUGAUGGACCGGAUUGAAAAAAGACGGGCAGAAAGAUCUGAACAGCAAAGAAUCCGUGCGGAGAAAGAAAAGGACCGUCAGAAUAGGCAGGCAGAGGAGAAAGUACGAAGGGAGGAGGAUGAUAUUCGAAGAAGGGCUGAUGAUGAUGCCAAGAAGAAGAAGGCUUUGACUAGCAUGGGUGCUCAAUACAGCAGCUACCUUGCAAGGGCUGACCAGAAGAGAGGCAAGAAGCAGACUGGGAGGGAAACAAAGAAGAAGAUCCUCGCAGAAAGACGUAAGGCACUGAACAUUGAUCAUCUGAAUGAAGACAAGCUCAGAGAGAAAGCAAAGGAGCUCCAUGAUUGGCUGUGCCAGCUAGAAUCGGAAAGAUUCGAUAUGGGCGAGAAGCUGAAGAGGCAGAAGUAUGAGAUUACCACAGCCAGAAAUCGCAUUGAUGAACUUCAAAAGCACAGCAAGAAAGGUGCUGGGAAGGGCAAGGUGGGAGGCCGCUGGAAGUAAGCGGCUGGAGAGAUGUCUUCUGUUGCAGUGUGACCCAACUUCGUUGCCUCAUCCUUGGAUUCCUGCCAGGUGUAUCUUAAGUGGCAAGAGGCUCUGCAGCACCAGGAGAUCCACGGCUUUGAAACAAUCACCGAGUCAUCUGUGGCUCGACAUUGCACAUUGGAUCUACGACAAUUGUCCCUUUACCUACUGUAUUAAUAUACGGCCCAUCCUCCUCCUUGUUUUUGUAAAUAAAAAAUGGCAUCUAACUUA